Bufo gargarizans (Asiatic toad) is the source of this 2314-nucleotide messenger RNA. RefSeq names its product DEAQ-box RNA dependent ATPase 1 (gene DQX1). Gene Ontology annotation, molecular function: RNA binding. The record is from RefSeq and is a predicted model, not a curated record. Lineage: Eukaryota; Metazoa; Chordata; Amphibia; Anura; Bufonidae. Gene Ontology annotation, cellular component: intracellular anatomical structure; spliceosomal complex. The coding region runs from base 114 to 2300 and encodes 728 amino acids. The transcript is spliced from 12 exons.
UCAGCAGCGAUCGGCAGCUGGGAAUUGAGGGCGGAAGUAAGCGAAGGUGUGGGCGGAACUGUGAACCAUCGUCUGCUAGAGUCAGCUAGAGGCCUUGGUCCAUCUCGGCUUGUAUGGAGUCGACAGACGUCUCUUCAGAGGAGAGGCAGCUGGUAGAAGAGGACACUGUUCUUUUGGAUGACCUGGAGCGGGAUGACCUGGAGCGGGAUGACCUGGAGCAGAACCCCUUUGAUGGUCUCCCGUUUUCCUCGCGCUAUUAUCAGCUGCUCGCCGGACGGCGGUCAUUGUCUAUAUGGAGUGUGAAAUACCAGUUCCUGGAGAGUCUGCAGAGCAGUAACAUCGUCCUGGUUUGUGCAGAGCCCGGCGCCGGCAAAAGUACCCAGGUGCCACAAUGGUGUGCAGAAUAUGCGCUCUCCCAGCAGUACCGUGAGGGUUCUGUCGUCUGCUCCCAGCCCUACCCCACUGCUGCCUUCAGCCUGGCCCUCAGAGUGGCGGAUGAGAUGGACCUGAAUGUGGGCCAUGAAGUCGGGUUCUCCAUUCCACACGAGGACUGCUCCUCUGCUAACACUGUCCUGAGGUUCUGCUGGGAUUCCCUUCUGCUCCAAGAGCUGACCUCUGACCCUCUGAUGCAGACCACUGGUGUGGUUGUACUUGAUGAAGUAGAUGAGCGUACAGUGGCCACUGACCUUCUUCUGGGCCUCCUUAAGGACAUGACACUUCAGAGACCGUUCCUUCGCUUGGUGGUGAUGACAUCACCCGGGUUUCGUCAGCGUAUGGUGGACUACUUAGGUGCAGACGUCUCCGUAGUGAAUGUUCCAGUGCGAGAACACCUGCCGAAUGUUGUCUACCGCCCAUCAGUGUCACAUGACCACAUCAUGGCUGCAUGUCACAUGGUCCUAGAUGUUCACCGCAGGAAUGAGCCGGGGGAUGUGUUGGUGUUUUUGGCCAGUGAAGAGGAAGUUCUUCGGUGUUGCUCCGCUCUUCUCACAGAGUCCGUGUCUUUGAGUCCCAGUUUGGGGUCGCUAUCGCCUGUGUCUCUGAUGGCCAGUGCUGGUAAUGGAUUGCAGUCAGUGUACGAGGCUGAAUCCACAGACGAGCGCCGAGUUUACCUCUCGGGUUCACUGACAGAACUUUCCUUCUCUCUCCCGGGGAUUCAUUACGUCAUCGAUACAGGGCACGAGCUGCAGACCGUUUACAAUCCCCGGAUCCGGGCAGAUUCUCAGCUUCUCCGAGUGAUCAGUAAAAGCCGAGCUGAGAUCCGCAGGAUGAGAGUGCAGGCCCCUGAUGGGGUGUGUUAUCGAUUGUACUCAGAAAACGUCUUUGAGACUCAGAUGCCGGAGUUUUCCCCUCCUCGAGUUCUGGAGGACAACCUGAGCCGCAUGGUCCUGCUGCUAAAGAGACUGGACAUUGCGGACCUCGGCCAGUGUGACUUCCUAGAGCGACCUGCCCCGGAGGCCCUCAUGCAGGCUCUGGAGGAUCUGGAUUACCUGGCGGCACUGGACGAUGAUGGGAACCUGUCUGAGGUCGGCAUCGUCAUGUCAGAGUUUCCACUGGAUCCUCAGAUCUCCAAGUCCCUCCUGGCGGCCUGCGAGUUCCAGUGUGUCAGCGAGAUGCUCACACUGGCAGCAAUGCUUACUGUCGCCCCCUGCUGUUUUCUGCCCCCUCCACAUAGCGCUCCUGUGCUGAGUUCUCGUCGUGCUCUGCAGCGCCCUGAGGGUGAUCACAUGACCCUCAUCCACAUCUACAACCACUAUAAGGAGCACGGUGACGCUUGGUGCUGUGAUGCGGCGCUGUGCCCGCGCUCCUUGCACCAGGCUGACGUGCUGCGCGCAGAGCUCCUGGACAUCAUGCAGAGAAUUGAGCUGCCGGUCUCUGCCCCCAUGUUUCCCGAUGAGGAGUGUAUUCUGAACGUCACCCGGGCUCUGCUAUCUGGAGGAUUCCUCAAGGUGGCCCGGGACGUGGACGGACAAGGAAAUUAUGUGAUGCUGACUCACAAGCACGUGGCCCACCUGCACCCGUCCUCUGUGUACUACGGCCAGAUGCCACUGCCCACUUGGGUCUUGUACCAUGACUUCAGCAUCUCCCAGGACAACUGCAUCAGCGUAGCCACAGAAAUCCUCCCCGAGAUGUUGCUGGAGUUCGCCCCUCAAUAUUACUUGAGUAAUCUCCCUUUAAGCGAGAGCCGCGAUCUACUUAUGGAACUGCGAGAUCAACUUCAAGACCAAGAUACGUUUACUGCACAGAGAGAGGAGGACUCCCUGAAGGAGGCAGAGGAGAAGGACACGUGCUGUCUACAAUGAGGGCUCUACUCUUU